Messenger RNA from Rubroshorea leprosula, 1131 nucleotides. The record is from the annotation of a GenBank genome assembly. Lineage: Eukaryota; Viridiplantae; Streptophyta; Magnoliopsida; Malvales; Dipterocarpaceae.
AACAUUGAUUGCUCCUCAAAUCUUCUUGUUCUUUAGAUAUUUAUUUUUAGGAAAAUUGAUUGAUCAUGAGUCAGAGUUCAAUGCAUGAUGAUAGGGAGCUUACUUCCCCUUCUCGUACUGUGAUCUUAGUGGGACGGACGGGCAACGGAAAAAGUGCAACAGGGAACAGUAUCCUUGGACGGAAAGCUUUCAAGUCAAGAGCUAGCUCCUCAUCAGGGGUUACAACUACUUGUGAACUUCAGAGUGCCGUGUUAAAAGAUGGUCAGAUUAUUAAUGUCAUUGACACGCCUGGUAUGUUUGAUUUUUCUUAUGGAUCGGAAUUGAUGAGGAAAUGUAUUAAUUUGGCUAAGGAUGGUAUCCAUGCAAUCCUUGUGGUUUUCUCUGUUAGGACCCGCUUCACACAAGAAGAAGAGGCUGCGCUUCGUAGCUUGGAAAACUUCUUUGGAAGCAAAAUUAAAGACUAUAUGAUUGUAGUUUUUACUGGUGGUGAUGAGCUUGAAACAAAUGAUGAAACUUUGGAAGAUUAUUUGGGGCGAGGCUGUCCACAGCCUUUAAAGGCAAUUCUCACUUCCUGUCAUAAUCGAUAUGUGCUCUUCGAUAACAAGACAAAGGAUGAAACCAAGAAAGCCAAGCAACUUCAACAGCUUCUUUCUCUUGUUAACACUGUUAUGUUGCAGAAUGAUGGACGGCCGUAUACUGGAGAUACAUCUCCCGAGUUGCAAAUUGAGUCAAGGCUCAAAGAGGCUACUUCUAUACUUGAACAAAAGUUAGCAGAGGAGCACGCUGCACGACUAGAGGCAGAAAAGAAUGAACAAAAGAUAUCAAAUGAUAUAAUUCCUCAGCUGGCAGCGCAAGUAAAAGAAGCUAAGAAGGAGAGUGAUAAGUUGCACAAGCAAUUAGCUGAGGCAAGGGACAAUCCUUGGGGUCGUAUACUUCGGGAUCGUUUACCUUGGUGUCCAUAUCUCUGACAUGAUUGCCGGCACGGCAAUAAGAUUUUAGUGAAUGAAGUUUCUCCAAGUAUGGUUAUGUUUAUAUAAUCGUCCUCCUCCCUCGUAAACUGAAUAAAUUGUUGGCUUAUUAUGAUUAAGACCCUUGUGUAAAUGCUCAUGGUGCUGUAUGGUAUUGCAACUU